Messenger RNA from Acaulospora morrowiae, 150 nucleotides. The record is from the annotation of a GenBank genome assembly. NCBI's taxonomy places the organism in Eukaryota, Fungi, Glomeromycota, Glomeromycetes, Diversisporales, Acaulosporaceae.
GUGGUGUCAGCAUACUCCAUGGCUAAUCCGGCAGCCAGCGUGUUGAGAAGGUUUUGCCCGCGUGUAAAACUGACGGGUAGCGCCCGCGUGUGCGUGGCCAUGGAAAUGUUGGGUUGGGCCCGCAUGUCCGAACAAGGAAUACUUCUUUAA